Molecule: messenger RNA, 891 nt
Organism: Lachancea fermentati
Lineage: Eukaryota; Fungi; Ascomycota; Saccharomycetes; Saccharomycetales; Saccharomycetaceae
Source: the annotation of a GenBank genome assembly
AUGAUUAAUUUCAAUUCUCUUGCAGCGAUGAGGAUCGAUUGCAAUGACAUCUGUGUAUAUCUUAGGAAAUUCUUCAUGUGCCGAGAUAGUGCUGAAAGGAAAACUUCACCGCCUGAAUUAUUCCAACAAUUAGCAUUGAAAAGACAAGCUUUGCUUGAAUCUAUUGCUGAGAAAAAAGAACAAGAGAAAGCCCUUCGUGAAAUUGAAAAGAAAAGGAAUGAAGUACAGUUAGCUCUUUGCGAAUUAGCGAGACUAGGCUAUGGUUUUGAAAAGAUACUCGUCGAAAGCAACAUAGACCAAGAAUUUCUCUCAAAUGUUUUCAAACAAGCUGGCCUUCCAACUGUAUUGACAAAAUCGAAUGUGUCUUUGAGCACCUCACCGAUUAUAGAAAAUCAAGGCACAAGUAAUGCAGUGGACUUUGCCAAUGAAAACCGAAAAGCUGUCAAAUUACCAUCGGAUGUCUUUCAAUCUCUUCGCGAAUCCGAAACCCCUUCAAAUUUGCGAGAAUCACCGGCGUGUUCUUCUAACAAUGGACGGCCUUUUUCUACAUGUGAAACGAGGCCAGAUUGGUUAAAGGACUUGGUUUUAGACUUAGUAUCUAGUGAAGAAGAAAGCGAUCAGUUUGAGGUAUUGGCUGAUGAUACACAGGAAGAACUUAAGUCCACAAUACACAGUAACAGUGCGGUUGACGAAAAGAUCGCAUCGACGCAGCCUACUCUCAAUGUCAAUGCGGAAAUAGGAAAAAUAAUGAUGAGACUGAAAGUCGAAAUAUCACGACUUAAGUUUCAAAUUGAAGCUUCUCAGCAGUUAGAAAUAUCGAGCUCGAUGAAGAAGAUCCUACUGGUAAAAAAAAAGCUAUCACCACCGACAUUGAAACUUUAUUCGGUCUGA